AUGGUUGCAAGUGCUUGUCGCAGCUCUUGUGGUGCUGCGCCCGCUGAGCUACACUGGGGCGCAGUGGCCGCCUGCCCUCCCGCUGAGGCUCUGGGCCGAGCGUUCGCCGUGGACGCUGCUGCCGUGGACGCUGCCGUGGGUACGACGACAGCAAAAAAAAGGACUCAAGGGCGCUGGAUUGUGGAUGCCACUGGCACUCGCGUGAAGCUCGCCUGUGUCAACUGGGCCGGUGCAGAAGUGAAGGAUGGCAUCGUCGGUGGCUUGCAGGCCCGAAACGUGACGAGUAUUGCAGCCACCUUCAAGUCAAUGGGUUUCAAUUGCGUCCGCUUCCCGUGGUCUGUUUGGAUGGUUCAGACGAAUCCACAAGUUCCAGACGACCUGCAAGAGUCUCUCCUGGCUGCGAAUCCGCAGUUGAUGGGAUUGAGAACGCUGGAGGUGCUGGAUGCGGUCAUUGAUGCCUGUGCUUCCGUGCAACUGCUCAUCUUUCUGGAUAACCACGUAUCAGAUGGGACCUGGUGCUGCAGUGACUUUGAUGAGAACGGUCUGUGGUACAACAGCCGCUGGCCAACGCGCGACUGGCUGGAGGCACAUGUGACCCUCGCGGCCCGCUACGCCAGGCGGCCCUGGGUUGUUGGGACCGAGUUGCGGAACGAGGUCCGUGCGAGUGCACCCGGUGGGGCACCGCAUUGGGGCGGUGGAGGACCCAACGACUGGCACGCAGCAGCCACGGAGGCUGGCAAUGCCAUACUGGCGGUGAAUCCUGAGAUUCUGAUUGCCGUCGGCGGGAUCAAUUAUGGCAAGGAUCUCUCUGGUGUUUACAGGCUGCCCGUGAAGCUCGACAAACCCAACAAGCUUGUGUACACUGCCCACAGCUACUCAUGGUCCUACCCAUGGUUGGCAGAUCGCUACCAGGCAUUACAUGGGCAGCUGGGCAAGGACUGGGGAUUCAUCGUCCAGGAACAGAGGCCAUUCACUGCACCAGUCUGGGUCAGUGAAUUUGGCACUUUCAGCGACUGCCACAAGGACUCGUGCGCCAACUGGUGGCCCGACUUCCUGCAAUACUUGCUCCAGGGCGACUUCGAUUGGGCUGUCUGGCAUGGAGAUGGCACCUGGAGCCGAGAUGACCUACACCCUUUUCAUGGCCCGACGAACUAUGGCGUGCUGGCUGCCGACUGGCAAACUCCAGCAGCCAGUGGGGAACUCCUUGCUGCGCUCCAAACGGUUCAGGCCCCAUGGAGCGGCCCAGGUGUAAACUCUUCCGCACAGCGGUGCAAUGCGCACUGUGCAGACUCCUGGGACUCAGGCUGGAGCAAUGGGCGAGCGAACGCUGCCGCAUGCGCCCCGUGUCUUCGGAACAGGCCUUGCCGAGGCAACCUGUCGGUUGAGGAUUGGUGCAACAACGGAUGGGCGAAGGUGAGCUGUAGCUGGACGUGCUGUCGUGCAGGGCUGCUGGAGCCACAGACGUGCGAAGAGUCUCGCUGUCAGAGUCGCUACUCAGAUAACUAUGACCCCUCGUGGCCAUCUCGUCUUGUGAACACCAGCGCCUGUCUGAUCUGCUUACAGGACGAGCAGUGCCGCGGAUUCAGAAGCCGAUCCAGCUGGUGCACCAGCCCCUGGGCGGCGACGCACUGUCAGUUGACAUGCUGCACGGCUGGCUUCGUUGCUCCUUCGAAGAAGUCGGCUUCUCUCUUCCUGCAGUAG
Symbiodinium sp. CCMP2456 is the source of this 1701-nucleotide messenger RNA. Lineage: Eukaryota; Dinophyceae; Suessiales; Symbiodiniaceae. The record is from the annotation of a GenBank genome assembly.